Molecule: messenger RNA, 879 nt
Organism: Biomphalaria glabrata
Lineage: Eukaryota; Metazoa; Mollusca; Gastropoda; Planorbidae
Exons: 1
Coding region: 1-879 (292 amino acids)
Molecular function (GO): nucleic acid binding; zinc ion binding
Source: RefSeq, a predicted model, not a curated record
AUGACAUUACUGCAUGUGAUCGGUCAAGAAGCAGUGCAAGUCUAUAACACUUUCCAAUGGACCGACAAUGAAUGUAAUGAAUGUGAGAUUAGCAAGUCCUUCCAUACACUUCACUGCAUUCUUAAUAAGUUCGAGAAGUACUGUCUACCAAGAAAAAAUGUUACCAUUGAAAGACAUGUUUUUUUCCAGUGUUCUCAACAUGAAGGAGAGUCAUUUGACAACUUUGUCACUGACAUCAAACUCAAGGCAAAGACAUGUGAGUUUGAUUUGCUUAAAGAUUCCCUAAUAAAGGAUAGGAUAGUUGGUGGCAUAAGGAAUGAGAACACCCGAGCAAGACUUUUGAGAGAACCAGAUCUAGACCUUAACAAGGCAGAAAAUAUAUGUCGGGCAGCUGAGGCAACUGAAUGGCAGCUUAAGCUCAUGAAUGAAGAAAGUGGGGUACAAGUUGUGAAUUCAGCUACCAAUAGCUUUAAAAGAACAAAAGGAAAUGUGAGUUGUAGCUAUUGUGGCAAGGAACACAGACCACGUCAGUGCCCAGCUUAUGGGGAAACCUGUCACAAAUGUCAUAAAAAAGGUCAUUUUUCGUCAGUGUGCAGAUCAAAGCCUGUAAGUAUAGUGAAGUCAGAAGGUCGAGAUGACUCCGUUGAGGAAACAUUUUUCAUCGGCAGUAUUGGCUCCCAUAGUCUAAGCAACGAAUGGAACUCACUCAUUACUGUUGAAAACAAACAAAACACAUACACUUACUAUCACUAUUACUUCUUCACAGGCCCACUUAGUUUUAUUUCCAAAUGUUCCCACAAACAUCUGAUGAUUCUAUCAUUGGCUCUAUCCCCAUAUGAAGUGCCACCAUUCAAAAUGAUCAUAUCCCCACAGAUGUAG